CGACGGCUGGUGCCACGCUAGUUCCGCCUUGUCGUCCCUAGCAGUUGAGGAAGGUUCACUUCCAACCGCUCAGACCCUCUGCUGCGGUGGAGAGCAGCCCAUAGUCUCUCUCCGCUGGAGGAAAGACUUCUCGCCCCCGCCCACGGGCUGCUGAGCCCCGCGGCAGCCCAGGAGGGGCGUUGCCAGGUCGGCCAGUUGCGUAGCGACGGCGGGCAGUGCGUGACGUACGCCGUCGCGUUUGGGCCUGAGGCGCGCGCCCGUGUGCCCGCCCCUUGGUAGGCUUGCGCCUCGCGUCUCUUCCUCGCUCGGCUCCACUGCGCCUAGGCGGACCCUCCGCAGACUCGCCGUCGGCCGGCUCCCUCUCCAGCGUUCCUGAGACCCCCGCGGCCAACAUGGCUUCAGGAGUGCAAGUUGCUGAUGAAGUAUGUCGCAUCUUUUAUGACAUGAAAGUUCGGAAGUGCUCCACACCAGAAGAAAUCAAGAAAAGAAAGAAAGCUGUCAUUUUUUGUCUCAGUGCAGACAAAAAAUGCAUCAUUGUAGAAGAAGGCAAAGAGAUACUAGUUGGAGAUGUUGGUGUAACCAUAACUGAUCCUUUCAAGCAUUUUGUGGGAAUGCUUCCUGAAAAGGAUUGUCGUUAUGCUUUGUAUGAUGCAAGCUUUGAAACCAAGGAAUCCAGAAAAGAAGAGUUGAUGUUCUUUUUGUGGGCACCAGAACUAGCACCUCUGAAAAGUAAAAUGAUCUAUGCGAGUUCCAAGGAUGCAAUCAAAAAGAAAUUUCAAGGCAUAAAACAUGAAUGUCAAGCAAAUGGGCCAGAAGACCUCAAUCGAGCUUGUAUUGCUGAAAAGCUAGGUGGAUCCUUAAUUGUAGCUUUUGAAGGAUGUCCAGUGUAGACCAUCGUUCAGUGCCACAAACCUAAAGCUUCCAUGUUCAAUGUUAUCCUCUUGCUAUAUAAGUAAAGCAGAUACAUAGACCAGCGUCUCACUGAGGGGGAACUGUCUUGUCAUUUAUUAGAGUAAGCUAAAUAUUCUUUUAAACAUGUGCAAAUGACCCUAAAUAAAUUUAAAACGGAAAGUUUUGAUGUGAAAUUAAAUUCUUAUUGGCCAAAUGCCUGUUUUGAUGAGUGAUAUAAUGACUUUUGUUAUGCUUAUGAUUUUUAAUAAUGCAGUUCACAAAACAGUACAAGGCAUAUGAGAAGAAUUGUUGCAACUUUGCUAACCUCAGCAGUUACUUUGUUUCUUUUGCUUAGAGAAUUGGACAUAAUCUGACUAUAAUUCUGGUCCAAAUUCUUUAUUUUCUUGAGCUAAACUAAUGAAAAACUUUCUUACUGGGGAACAGCACUAAUAUACUACUAAUAAGAUUAAGUGCAUCUUUUAAUUCUACCAUAUGUGUAAUAGAGAUGCCUCACAAAUUGUGAAUGCUUAAAAUCAGAGCUAAUCUUCUAAGCACUGUUUCAAGUUGGGAAUACCUGAAGCAGCUCUCCUCACUUGUUGGGGAGACUGUUCAGAUAAAAUGAUCUUGCAUCUUAGAAACCUUGGUUUGUCCUCAGGAGAAUGUGCAAUAUCCUGUAACAAUUGAUUAUAAUACAAAUUAGGGCUCCAUUGUAAAACAAUUUAUUGGAAAUGAUCAGAUGGUAUAUUGACAGGCUAGGGCACUUGUAAUAUCUUUGUGUCACCUUCAGAACUUUGUUGCUUCUGGUAAAUAAAGUGUGGAAGAACAUUAAGUACAUGUUUAUUCUGGGGACUGGGAGAACUUAAUUUCCUAAAGCAGUUUGUUGACUGUAUAUGAAACGGAGACACGUGACACCACAGGAAGCCACUACAUGAUGACACAUAGAAGUGAUUGUCUUUAACAUCACAGGCAUAGUAACACUUUGAACCAUAUAGAGAUGCACAGUUGACUUUAGAAGUAGCAAUAUUGGCUUUAUGUAAUAAAGGAAGCAUUUUUAACUUA
This is a messenger RNA of Erinaceus europaeus (western European hedgehog), 1950 nucleotides long. It is a transcript of the gene DSTN, whose product is annotated as destrin, actin depolymerizing factor. The transcript is spliced from 4 exons. Gene Ontology annotation, cellular component: actin cytoskeleton; actin cortical patch; cytoplasm. Gene Ontology annotation, molecular function: actin filament binding. The record is from RefSeq and is a predicted model, not a curated record. Bases 393 to 890 code for a protein of 165 amino acids. NCBI's taxonomy places the organism in Eukaryota, Metazoa, Chordata, Mammalia, Eulipotyphla, Erinaceidae. Gene Ontology annotation, biological process: actin filament fragmentation; actin filament severing; cell motility.